Caenorhabditis auriculariae is the source of this 472-nucleotide messenger RNA. NCBI's taxonomy places the organism in Eukaryota, Metazoa, Nematoda, Chromadorea, Rhabditida, Rhabditidae. The record is from the annotation of a GenBank genome assembly.
AUGGCGGGGGAGUUCGUUCUAUCCCAAAGGAUUCGACUCUGUACCGCGGUCAGCACUAUUUGCAGCUGGGCAUCAGCCCGAAUAGGAUGCCAACCUGGAAAGACGGAGUCGUCUCUGACAGUUCGGUAUGUCCUAAAUUUUUAAAUUUAUUGUUAAUUAUUUGAUUUAGGUGGAUACUAUGUCGGAAACGUCUUUGGGGACAAUCGGGCGAUUCCGGCAGUGAAUUUUCAAUUCUUCCGGAUAUUUUCUAGGAAUGUCGGUUGAAAGGAGGUGUUCGUCUUCAACGAUUCUUCCAACAUAUGCCACUAGCAGAAGUAGCGAACCACCGCCCAGAUAGUAAAAUAAUCAGCUCCGAUGUGAUUCUGGGAAUCGCUGGAAUUGGUGGACCAGGGGUAAGUGGAUUCAUUGAAAAUUGGUUUUAAUCGUUUUGUUUCAGUUGGAGCCGGUGGAGAAACGCUGCAAAAACCGAUAA